This is a messenger RNA of Rhineura floridana, 2951 nucleotides long. RefSeq names its product zinc finger and BTB domain containing 22 (gene ZBTB22). Gene Ontology annotation, biological process: regulation of transcription by RNA polymerase II. Gene Ontology annotation, molecular function: protein binding; DNA-binding transcription factor activity, RNA polymerase II-specific; RNA polymerase II cis-regulatory region sequence-specific DNA binding. Bases 265 to 1815 code for a protein of 516 amino acids. The transcript has 2 exons. NCBI's taxonomy places the organism in Eukaryota, Metazoa, Chordata, Lepidosauria, Squamata, Rhineuridae. The record is from RefSeq and is a predicted model, not a curated record.
CUCCCCCUUUUGUGGGCGGGGGCGUCAUCCCUGCAAAAAGAAGGGUGCCUCUGAGCGCGUACAGAGAGGGAAGGGGGCGCGGCUCUCCGCGCUUCCUUUCCUCAGCCGUCCCCGCUCCGCCCUUGGGGUCCCUGGGAGUGUCCCUGAGCACGUACAGAGUGGCCGUUCGUGCCCCUCCCGUACAGCUAUUCCGCAUCCAGGAAACAGGCUGGCCAGGCCAGCGGAGCCCACCUCUACCAACUCGCCCGCCGGCCACCCAGCAUCAUGGACACUUCCUCAGGCCUGGCCAUUGUCCAUGUGGACUUCCCCGAAGUCACCACCGCCCUGCUGGAGAACUUGAACCAGCAGCGGCUGGAGGGCAAGCUGUGUGACAUCGCCAUCCACGUGCAGGGGCGUGUCUUCCGGGCCCACCGGGCAGUGCUGGCGGCCUCAUCCCCCUACUUUCACGACCAGGUGCUCUUGAAGAACAUGACCUCCAUCGUGCUCCCGAGCGUCAUGGACCCCGUGGCCUUCGAGACGGUGCUGGGCUCUGCUUACACCGGGAAGCUGAGCAUGGCCUCGGACGAGAUCGUCAACUACCUGACUGUGGGCAGUGUCCUGCAGAUGUGGCACAUCGUAGACAAAUGCACUGAACUGCUCAAGGAGAGGCGCGGGGCCCUCAUGGGGCCAUCCUCCUCCUUCCGGGCCCACUCCAGUCGCACCAGCGACAACCAGUCGCCCAGCAGCAGCAACUACUUCAGCCCCCGCGACACGGGCGAGGGUGCUGACCACAGCAAGUACAACCCACGGGGGGGCCUGGCAGGCGAGCGUGACAGCUUGGAGGACCACGAGGAGGAGGUCAUCUUUCAUGCCGAGAAGGGCCCGUCCCGCUGCCCUGACCCCUUCGCUGGGGGCAGCAAGUUCAUCCUAGAGACAGACGACGACGUUAGUGACAGCGGGGAGCCAGGUAGCAGCGAGGGACGCCGGCCGACCUACGUCCGCCCCAGCAUCAUGCCCCAGAAGCAGUGGGUCUUCAUCAAGAAGGAGCGUUCGCAGGAGGACCUGGUGCUGACCUGCGAGGAGGACGAGGACCCCGUGGAGGUGGCGGCAGCAGCGGCAGCAGCGGGCCCCGUCCCCGAGACAGCCCUGAGCAUCAGCGACGUCCGUACCUUGACUGACCCGGGUGGCGGGAGCAAACUGGAGGAGCAGGUCAACUUCUGCGAGUCGUCAGAGGACUUCCCGUCUCCCUACGAGGGCCUGGAGGACACUUCACCGCUCCCUGGCUCGUUCCCGCAGCGCGGCUCCCUCCUGCCGAUGGACAUGCAAGGCAACCAGAUCAUGAUCUUCCCCCCGCAGACACCAGUGGAGCAUGGGGCCGUGCAGUUGGCAGCCAGCUCGGGGGAUGGCAACAAGAUCUUCAUGUGCCACUGCGGCAAGGCCUUCUCCCACAAGAGCAUGCGCGAUCGGCAUGUCAACAUGCACCUGAACCUGCGUCCCUUCGACUGCCCCGUCUGCAACAAGAAGUUCAAGAUGAAGCACCACCUGACGGAGCACAUGAAGACCCACACGGGCCUCAAGCCCUACGAGUGUGACGUCUGCGCCAAGAAGUUCAUGUGGCGUGACAGCUUCAUGCGCCACAAGGGCCACUGCGAGCGGCGCCACCGCCUGGGUGUGGCAGGUGGAGGAGGAGGAGGAGGCAUCUCUGCCGGGGGUCCACCAGCCUCUGGGGUGGCCAAGAAGGAGGCGUCACCUUCCCGUAUCAGUGGGGAAGCCGAGUGGGGCACAGGACGGUCACCCCGCAGUGAACUGGGCUUCACGGGGAGCAGUAAGAUGUAAAUGGGGGCAGGAGGGACCUUUUCCACAAACAUCUGGAACAGCCCAAGCCUGUCUGCACUAGACAAGCCUUGAUGCACUCCCCCCCCUCGGGGGUGGGCAGCAUGGACUGGAUUUCAGGGUGUGUGUGGACUGGAUGAUGUCAGGGAACUUGUCACACCCUCCCCCCACGCAGGUCCUCUGGGCCAGUUGCCUCCCCCCAUCAUGCACUGGCCCUAAUGCUGGAGGCACAACGGGGGGAGGGGAGGUUCCAGGACAACUUGUCUUUUCUCUCCCGGGGGGCUCUGGACACUUCCCUUGGAACGCCCCCCCUUGUAAUGCCCUCCCCAUGUGCAUCCCUCCAUUCUUAACUGAUGUCCAUUUGUGUUGGGGGGAGAGGCUUGUCCCACUUUCGAGGGAUCUGCACACUAAAUAGCCCUCUCCCAUGUGCUGUCUCAUUGAGGGGGGACUCAUGUAGCAGCCGUGCCCCCUCUUUGCUUGUCUGCCCUGUGUGUCUGUCUGUCCUGUAGGUGUGUGGAUGUCAAGGGGGAGACAUGCUCUUUGUGUGCAGAAGCUCUGGGGGGAACUUGUUCUCCAGGUAAGGCCAGGCAGGACCCCCACCCUGAGCCCCCUGGAGAUGAGAGAGUCUGCCGGUGGUCAGAGGACGACCCUGUGGCCUGGUGUCCCUCCCCAGGUGUGUCUGUGACACAGAAAUUGUUCCUGUGGAGACCAGGCCUCUGCUCGCUGUAGAGGACCCUUAUGAUAAUGGGGGGGGGGUACGUGAGCUAGACCCUUCUGGAAGCUGCCUGCCCCACCCUGGGGGUGGCCUCCCUCCCUCCUGAAAUGGUGCUUCUGCAUUCUUCCCCCAGGCCCCCCUCCCUGCAAGGAUGUGGAGAAAUGCCUCCCCAUUUUAGUGGAAGAAGCUGGCCCCCCAAUUCCUUGAGGGUGGGGGGUGGAGUGGGGAAUGCUUUGGUGCCCCCAGGAAAUCAGGCAUCUUCCCCCCCUUCACCUGGUGAACCCCCCAUUUCCUGCUCCCCCCCAAAAAAACACCUUGUUCCAUCUGGCUCCAUUGAGUUUGAGAUUUUUGUAACUUCAUUUGGGUCUUUUUUAGAAAAUGAAAGAAGCAAACAUUCUAUAUAAAUAUGUAUUGAUCUCUCCGA